Messenger RNA from Volvox carteri f. nagariensis, 2172 nucleotides. RefSeq lists its product as uncharacterized. Lineage: Eukaryota; Viridiplantae; Chlorophyta; Chlorophyceae; Chlamydomonadales; Volvocaceae. Gene Ontology annotation, biological process: UDP-N-acetylglucosamine biosynthetic process. Gene Ontology annotation, molecular function: UDP-N-acetylglucosamine diphosphorylase activity. The record is from RefSeq and is a predicted model, not a curated record. The annotation marks the transcript as partial. The transcript is spliced from 9 exons.
CUCCCCCACCUCACCGCCCUGGCCACCCGCCUGGCCCGAGUGGAUCAGUUCUACGACAGCGUAGGGGGCCUUAUGGGGUACCAGAUAAAGAGCUUGCAGCUCAUUCUGCAGCACCACCAGUUAUCUCACCCCCUCCACCAAGGCCCCCCCCCACCACCACCGCCACCUCCACCACCACCUCGGGUUACGUUCCACGUACCUCGCGGCAUGGACCUGGCGGGGGAGUGCGGCAGCGGGGUGGGGCUGGCGGCGGCGGCUCAGGGCCUCGCCUCCCUGCCCUUCAUGGCGGAGAUCUACCCCGUGGGGGGGGCAGGGGACCGCCUGGGGCUGGUGGACGAGACGACGGGGGAGAGUCUGCCGGCGGCGAUGCUGCCGUACGCCGGUCGUACACUGCUGGAGGUGCUCAUUCGGGACUUGCAGGCUCGUGAGUACUUAUAUUUCCAGCUCACGGGGCGGCAGGUGACCACCCCGGUAGCCAUCAUGACGUCGGACGCCAAGGGAAAUCACGACAGGGUGUCCCGGCUGCUGGCGGACCUGCAGUGGGGCGGGCGGGGCCCGGAGGCGUUUCGCCUGUUUAGGCAACCCAUGGUGCCGGUGGUGGGCGUGGAGGACGGCAGGUGGCUCCUGAGCCGACCCCUGGGUCCCAUGAUGAAGCCCGGAGGCCACGGAGCCAUAUGGAAGCUUAUGUGGGAUGAGGGCGUGUUUGAGUGGCUCACAAAGCGACACGGCCGCCGCGCCGCGCUUGUACGGCAAAUCUCAAAUCCAAUGGCGGGCACUGACACGACGUUGCUCGCGCUGGCGGGCGCGGGUUUCGCGCGACGAGGCGGCGGCGCCGCAGCAUUCGGUUUUAUGAGCUGCGAACGCGCGGUUGGAGCGGCGGAGGGUAUGAAUGUACUGCAGGAACGGCGGCGGUGGGUGCCGGCGGCAGAGGGCGGCGACGGCGGGCGCUGGGUGUACGAAUACGGCGUGACGAAUGUGGAGUACACUGAGUUUGAGCGGCUGGGAUUGAGUGACGAGGCGGUGUCGGCCAACUCCAAGACGUCGGUGUUUCCUGCAAAUACGAACGUGCUGUACGUCGGACUGUACGGCGCGAAACGGAUUGCGGUCGCCAACGGUGACGGCGAGCAGCUGUUACCGGGCCUUAUCUUCAAUCUCAACAAGAAAGUAUCGUACACCAAUCCGCUGGAUGGCAGUACCCGUCAGAUCACGGCAGGCCGCAUGGAGAGCACGAUGCAGAACCUGGCGGACUUCCUCACCGACCGGUUCGACCGACCCAUGGACCCGCAGGAUCUGUCCACCUUCCUGGUUUCCAACCUCCGCCGCAAGGUGACGUCCUCCGCCAAGAAGCGCCGCCAGCCCGGAUCAGCCCGCAUCGCCCAGACCCCGGACGGCUCCUUCUACGACCUGCAGCGGAACGCCUGGCAGCUGCUGCAGCGCUGCGGCCUACAGAACGUGCCCGAGCCGGGCAGUCCAGAACAAUACCUGGAGAAGGGCCCUGGCUUCAUCUUCCUGUUCCACCCGGCUCUGGGGCCGCUGUGGGACGUCAUCAGCCAGAAAAUCGUGGGCGGCUCCAUGGCCCACGGUUCGGAACUGGUGCUGGAGGUCGCGGAGGCGCGGCUGCAGCAGCUGCACCUGGACGGCAGCCUGGAGGUGCGCGGCGCCGAUUCUGGCGGUGGCAUGUCGCCAGCUCCUGGAAGCGCGGGGCUGUUGCGCUACAGCCGACGCUGCGGGCGGGUUCAGCUGGUCAACGUGCGUGUGGUGAACGCCGGUAUUGAUUGGGAAGCUCCAGAUAACGUUUAUUGGAAGCACCAGGUCUCACGAAGGGAGUCGUGCAAGAUCGUACUGCUCGGCCAGUCGGAAUUCGAGGCGCAUGACGUCACCAUCUCCGGCGCCCAUACAUUUGUCGUACCAGACGGCUUCCGGCUCACCGUCACCGCCGCCGGCGACGGCGUCGGGGGGCUGCGUACUCAGCUGGCGCCGCUGCACCCCGCCGCCAGCCUGAUGCCCGGCUACGAGCCGUCGUGGGAUUGGAUCUAUUCCAUGGACACGGCGGGCGCGGUACGGCUGUCGUACGUGGGCGCGGCGCCACGUUCACCGGCGGCUGGCAUGGUGGCGACGGCGAUGGCGGCGGCGGAGCGGCGGGGGCAGUACGUCCUGGACUUCAACAUCUGA